AGAAUAUUUGUUUACAGAAGUAGCUGAGAACGAGAGAGACAAGAAAAAGAACAUCCCUGUUGUGGACCCUUCUGCAGGAGUUCAGAAAUUUCAACAGUGAUCUUUUGACAUAAGCUGAUCUACCAAGAGACAUUCUCGCCAUUAUGAAUGAAGUAGCGAUAGUGAAGGAAGGAUGGCUCCACAAACGAGGAGAAUAUAUCAAAACAUGGAGGCCUCGGUAUUUUCUUUUAAAGAAUGAUGGCACAUUCAUUGGCUACAAGGAACGACCACAAGAUGUUGACCAACGAGAAUCGCCUUUAAAUAACUUCUCAGUAGCUCAGUGCCAGCUGAUGAAGACAGAACGACCUAAACCAAACACAUUUAUCAUUAGAUGCCUCCAGUGGACCACAGUAAUUGAAAGAACAUUUCAUGUGGAGACUCCAGAGGAGCGGGAAGAAUGGACAAAAGCCAUCCAAACUGUAGCAGACAGCCUCAAGAAACAGGAGGAAGAGAUGAUGGAUUUUAGAUCUGGUUCUCCUAGUGAUAAUUCAGGUGCUGAAGAAAUGGAAGUUUCUAUGACAAAGCCAAAACACAAAGUGACCAUGAAUGAAUUUGAAUACCUUAAGCUACUGGGAAAAGGCACUUUUGGAAAGGUCAUUUUAGUUAAAGAAAAAGCAACUGGACGAUAUUACGCUAUGAAAAUUCUGAAGAAGGAAGUUAUUGUAGCAAAGGAUGAAGUAGCACACACGCUGACAGAAAACCGUGUUUUACAGAACUCACGGCAUCCGUUCUUAACAGCUUUAAAGUAUUCCUUUCAGACACAUGAUCGCUUGUGUUUUGUUAUGGAGUAUGCUAAUGGAGGGGAGUUGUUUUUCCAUCUGUCGAGAGAGCGUGUGUUUUCUGAAGACAGGGCGCGUUUUUACGGAGCUGAGAUUGUUUCAGCGCUGGAUUACCUGCACUCAGAGAAGAAUGUGGUCUACAGAGAUUUGAAGCUGGAAAAUCUUAUGCUGGAUAAAGAUGGACACAUAAAAAUUACAGACUUUGGACUAUGUAAAGAAGGCAUAAAAGAUGGAGCAACAAUGAAGACUUUCUGUGGCACUCCAGAGUAUCUUGCACCAGAGGUGCUGGAAGAUAAUGACUAUGGUCGUGCAGUGGACUGGUGGGGAUUAGGAGUUGUGAUGUAUGAAAUGAUGUGUGGCCGGCUCCCUUUCUACAAUCAGGACCAUGAAAAGCUCUUUGAACUCAUCCUUAUGGAAGAGAUUAGAUUUCCACGCACUUUGUCACCUGAAGCAAAAUCUCUCUUGUCAGGUUUGCUGAAGAAAGAUCCUAAGCAAAGGUUAGGAGGCGGUCCUGAUGAUGCCAAGGAGAUUAUGCAACACAAAUUCUUUGCUGGCAUUGUUUGGCAAGAUGUAUACGAGAAAAAGCUUGUACCUCCAUUUAAGCCACAAGUUACAUCUGAAACAGAUACAAGAUACUUUGAUGAAGAAUUUACAGCACAGAUGAUUACAAUCACUCCUCCUGACCAAGAUGACAGCAUGGAUUGUGUAGACAAUGAGAGAAGACCUCAUUUUCCUCAGUUCUCCUAUUCAGCCAGUGGAACCGCUUAAUGUUUUGCAGUGUUUUCCCAUUCAGAAACAAAACAGACUGCAUUUUGGGGACCUUACUUCAAUGGACACUAGAGAACUUUCUUUAUUAUCUGAAUUACAAACUGUGUUUGUAUUACGAUUUAGAUGAAUUUGUAGGAAGCCUCACAGAUUCUGUAUUUAAAACAAUUCUUUGAUGCAUUUUUGAGAAGGAAAACAAAUCCAUUCUUAAAGUAUUACGUCAAGGCUCUUAUGCUGAACGACCAUAGGUUUUUAAGAAUAUGCACCAAAACUGUUUACUUUAGAAUUAAUUAAGGUAUUCAACAUAUCAGCAGCUCUGACCAGAACAUCCCCUUGUUUUAUUUAUUUCAUACAGUUCAUUGUCUAAAUAUAGAAUCUGCACUCUGAACAAUUAGAUUUAUAUAGGAAGAUAUAAGACUUUAGUAGUUAGUGCAAUAAUAGAAGCAACAAAGUGAACAAACUCUGGAGGAUUAAGGUUCAAACUCAUUUUGGACAGCAGUUGAAGUGUCAUCCAGCUCCAGAAAACCAACUAUAGGAACAGCAUUAAUGGCCUCAGUGAGGUAAAUCAAAAAGCAAAAGUUAUUUUUGUUAUAACAUCUGCUACAAGACAUUACAUAUCAAACCGAAUCCAGUGGAAUCUGGUCCAUUGCUACACAGUACAGCUGAAUAUUCCGUUCAGGACAGUGCAUUUAAUUGUUCCAUUUGUGUAGUUUAGGAAUACUUCAUAGGAUUGGCUUCUCAGAACAUAGAAAAUGCUUAAUUUACCAAUUAAUACGAACUGCAACAACACAGAAUCAUCCACUUUCACCACUGUAUAAAAAUACCAUACAGGUCUACAUGAGAAACCACCUGAAGGAGCGAGUUAUCCAGACAGACGUCCAUUUUGGCACUGAAGUAAUGACUUGUUGCCGCUUUUUUUUUUUUUAUGAAAAGAUAUAUGAAUAUAUAUAAACACUUAAUGAUUUUUUGCAUCAUGCCAGAUCAUUUCCUCUUUCUUGAGUGUGCAUUAAAGGUAUCAACUGACAGUUCACGGUGCCUUCUCACUCUUGAAGAUUCACUUUACCAGUGUUUCCCAUGUAUAAGAAAAAACUAGGUUGGAACUUCGUAUGUGUUUGAAUAAUAAUGGUGUUCAAAAAGUGAA
Meleagris gallopavo (turkey) is the source of this 2724-nucleotide messenger RNA. It is a transcript of the gene AKT1, whose product is annotated as AKT serine/threonine kinase 1. Lineage: Eukaryota; Metazoa; Chordata; Aves; Galliformes; Phasianidae. Gene Ontology annotation, biological process: protein phosphorylation. Gene Ontology annotation, molecular function: ATP binding; protein serine/threonine kinase activity. The record is from RefSeq and is a predicted model, not a curated record.